Molecule: messenger RNA, 3160 nt
Organism: Salvia miltiorrhiza (redroot sage)
Lineage: Eukaryota; Viridiplantae; Streptophyta; Magnoliopsida; Lamiales; Lamiaceae
Product: probable serine/threonine-protein kinase SIS8
Exons: 14
Coding region: 301-2703 (800 amino acids)
Biological process (GO): protein phosphorylation
Molecular function (GO): protein kinase activity; ATP binding
Source: RefSeq, a predicted model, not a curated record
CAUACAGGCAGAGAGAGAGAGAGAGAGAGAGAGGAGAGAGAGAGAGCCUGGUUUGGAGGGAAGCAAUAAGUAAAUAUAUUUAUUCCCCACAGAUACAGUUUAGCUUGACGAUGAAGAUUCAUUGCUCUCACACUCCCUUCCACUUCACCCACCGCUCCGCACUUCCACCCCUAAACCCUAAUCAAUUCGCACUCAAUCCAAUCCGCCACCUCUAGAUUUCUAUUUCCUGCGAUUUUGUAUCAUAUAAUUUGUGUUUUUAAUUUUUUUCUGUAAAUUAUUCUUAAUUUUGACGGCGCGACCAUGUCGAAGAUGAAACACUUGCUGCGGAAGCUGCACAUCGGCGAUCACCAAAACCUGGGGCGGCAACCGCCCCCGCCCGUGCUCGAUCAGCCAGCUCAAACGGCGUCGUCUCAGCUGUCGGCCUCGUCGUCGCCGUCGCCGUCCCCCUCCCCGUCGCCGCUGCCCGAUUUGCCGCAGGCGGCGUCGUCUUCGUCGGAGAACGAGGGCUCGGGCACCAAUUUCAAUUACCUCGAGGAGGAAUUCCAAAUGCAAUUGGCGCUGGCAAUUAGCGUUUCGGAUCCAGGUCAAACCUGCGUUGACUCGGAAACGGCUCAAAUCAACGCUGUUAAGCAGAUUAGCCUCGGCCGCUCUCCUUCGCAAAGCCUAGCUGAAUUUCUAUCGCUCCGAUAUUGGAGCUGUAAUGUUGUAAAUUAUGAUGAGAAAGUAAUAGAUGGGUUCUAUGAUGUUUGUGGAAUUGAUUCCAGCUUGAUGGUGCAAACCAAAAUGCCAUCCCUAGUAGAUCUCGAAGCAAUAUCUGUUUUGAAUAACGUUGACUUUGAGGUGGUUUUAGUCAAUCGUGGCGCUGAUUUGGAGCUUCGGAGACUUGAAGAAAUAGUGCAUUUUAUGUCCAUAGAGUGCCUUGCUCUAAAUACGAGCCAGAGUACAAGUUCUCUAGUUCAAAAAAUUGCCGAUCUUAUUGUUGAAAGAAUGGGAGGUCCUGUUAGUGAUGUUGAAGAGAUGUUUUGGAGGUGGAGAGCACGAAGUCAGGAGUUAAGAGUCAACUUCAAUACAGUCAUCCUUCCCCUUGGUUCUCUUGACAUUGGCCAUUCACGCCAAAGGGCCUUACUCUUUAAGGUACUUGCUGAUAGGGUUAACAUUCCAUGUAAGCUAAUCAAAGGGAGUUAUCAUACUGGCACUGAUGAUGGAGCUGUAAACUUGAUAAAAUUGGAUAGUGGAAGUGAAUAUAUUAUUGAUCUAAUGGGUGCUCCUGGGGCUCUCAUUCCUGCUGAAGCACCCAGUGGGCGUCUUCAAAAUCUCGGGUUGGAUAUCACAACUGUUGCAGCAAUGGGCAUUGGUUCAUUUUCAGCAGCUGACCAAGGAGCCAGAGCUGAAUCAUCUUCAACUUUUGUGGAUGAAACUGCCAAAACCGAAAGUUCAAAUCCAGAAUUAUCUCAGGUUGCUACUGCGGCAAAUAGAAACGGCGGUAAAUUUGCUGGGAAAAUCCAGUCGGAUCUGUUGGAACAUGCUACUGGAGAUAUUUAUCUGCCUUCAUUGGUUGCUGGAAAGAAAACAAAUUUAGUAGAGUUGCGGGUGGAAGAUGUUCCCAGGAAACAUACAGCUGAAAAAUUUCGUGUGCCACUAGAUUCAGUGGGAUACAGAUCAUCUUUUGGUACCCAACAUGAACAAAGGGUAACUUUCGAAGACAGAAAGGAUGAAGCCGUCCCAAAUGCUGGUGCUGCAACUGGUAUUGAGCUUAUUGAUUCUUCUGGAAAUGGGGAAGCUAUAGACAUAGCCUACACUGACCAGUCUAAUGCUAACAAGAUUCAAAAUAUGCAAAUUGAUUCUGCAAUAAAUGGAGUCUCCGAAAUGUUAUGGGAGGAUCUUCAGAUUGGUGAACGCAUUGGUAUAGGAUCUUAUGGUGAGGUCUACCGAGCAGAAUGGAAUGGCACGGAAGUUGCGGUGAAGAGGUUUAUGAAACAAGAUAUAUCGGGCGAUGCACUAGCACAGUUUAGAUGUGAGGUUGAGAUUAUGUUGAGGUUGAGACAUCCAAAUAUUGUUCUUUUCAUGGGAGCUGUGUUACGGCCCCCAAAUAUGUCCAUAUUGAUGGAAUAUCUCCCAAGGGGUAGCUUGUAUAAGCUGCUGCACCGUCCAAAUAUCCAAAUCGAUGAAAAAAGGCGAAUAAGAAUGGCCAUGGACGUGGCCAAGGGAAUGAAUUAUUUACACACUAGCCAUCCGAUCAUUGUGCAUCGAGAUCUCAAGACUCCAAACCUCCUUGUUGAUAAAAAUUGGGUCGUUAAGGUUUGUGACUUUGGGAUGUCGCGCCUGCAGCACAAUACUUUUCUGUCUUCCAAAUCGACUGCCGGAACGGCAGAGUGGAUGGCACCAGAAGUUCUAAGGAACGAACCAUCUAAUGAGAAAUCUGAUGUAUAUAGCUUCGGUGUCAUUUUAUGGGAGCUGGCAACUCUGCGAGUGCCAUGGACGGAGAUGAACUCCAUGCAAGUCGUUGGAGCCGUUGGAUUUCAAGACAGACAUCUCGACAUCCCGCCCAUGGUUGAUCCACAGGUGGCAGAUAUAAUACGCGACUGCUGGAUUAGAAACCCACAGGGACGCCCUUCGUUUGCACAGAUUAUUGCUCGACUCAAAGGUGUGCAUCGCCUUAGCGUGCAGAGAACCGACAGUCGUGAAAACCCAUCUCUGAUGUAACAAUAGCUCGGAACUUGUUCGAAGAACCAGUUGAGCAGAAGAAGUGAGUUUUUUAGAAAUCCUCAAAGGUACAGCACCUAAGAAACAUAAUUGGAUUGGGUGGUGGUUCAUUGGCGAAGCUCAAUGCAACCGGAAUCGAAACUCGCCUCGCCUCGACUUCAGCAAGUGGCUCUUAAGUGCAGUUGGGGGAAAACAUUGGGGCUAAAAUUCUUAAGAAAAUGGAGAAAAUGUUUAGAAGGUAUUAGGGUUGGUAAUGUAGCCGAGUAUAUUUGUAAUAAAUCUCUUAGAGAGAGAGAGAUGGGUGGGGUUGGUGUGUUGGGGGGUAGGGGGGGUGGGGUUGGGUAUCUGUUGAGACCAUAAAAGAAGCAACUGUAAAAAAGGGUCUCUGUAGGGUUUGUACCAAAAGAAGAAUUAGUAAAAGAAAAAAAAAAUGACAAAUGUUCGCCAUUUUCGUUGC